This is a messenger RNA of Lutra lutra (Eurasian river otter), 5287 nucleotides long. It is a transcript of the gene EHD4, whose product is annotated as EH domain containing 4. The record is from RefSeq and is a predicted model, not a curated record. The transcript has 6 exons. Gene Ontology annotation, biological process: endocytosis; endosomal transport. Bases 103 to 1728 code for a protein of 541 amino acids. Gene Ontology annotation, cellular component: plasma membrane; cytoplasm. NCBI's taxonomy places the organism in Eukaryota, Metazoa, Chordata, Mammalia, Carnivora, Mustelidae. Gene Ontology annotation, molecular function: calcium ion binding; protein binding; GTP binding.
UGGGACAGCUCAGUACGAGCCGGGGAGGAUCUGACCCGGAGCCUGGUGGGAGCGCGGGGCAGGCGCUGAGAAGGCGGGCGCGGGGCGCCGACCGGCCGCAGGAUGUUCAGCUGGAUGGGGCGGCAGGCGGGCGGGCGCGAGCGCGCGGGAGGAGCGGACGCGGUGCAGACGGUGACUGGCGGCCUGCGCUCGCUCUACCUGCGCAAGGUGCUGCCGCUGGAGGAGGCGUACCGCUUCCACGAGUUCCACUCGCCAGCGCUGGAGGACGCCGACUUCGAUAACAAGCCCAUGAUCCUGCUGGUGGGCCAGUACAGCACGGGCAAGACCACCUUCAUCAGAUACUUACUGGAGCAAGAUUUCCCAGGCAUGAGGAUUGGUCCAGAGCCCACUACGGAUUCCUUCAUCGCUGUGAUGUAUGGGGAGACUGAGGGCAGCACCCCAGGGAACGCUUUAGUUGUGGACCCCAAAAAGCCAUUUCGAAAGCUCAGUCGCUUCGGAAAUGCAUUCCUGAAUCGAUUCAUGUGCUCCCAGCUGCCCAAUCAGGUCCUGAAGAGCAUCAGCAUCAUCGACAGCCCUGGCAUCCUGUCUGGGGAGAAGCAGCGCAUCAGCCGAGGCUACGACUUCUGCCAGGUCCUGCAGUGGUUCGCAGAGCGUGUGGACAGGAUCAUCCUGCUCUUCGAUGCUCACAAACUGGACAUCUCAGAUGAGUUCUCGGAGGCCAUCAAGGCCUUCCGGGGCCAGGAUGACAAGAUCCGCGUGGUGCUGAACAAGGCCGACCAAGUGGACACGCAGCAGCUGAUGCGCGUCUACGGGGCCCUCAUGUGGUCCCUGGGCAAGGUCAUCAACACACCCGAGGUUCUCCGUGUCUAUAUCGGUUCCUUCUGGGCACAGCCCCUGCAGAACACUGACAACCGCCGCCUCUUUGAGGCCGAGGCCCAAGACCUCUUCAGAGACAUCCAGAGCCUUCCCCAGAAGGCGGCCGUGCGCAAACUCAACGACCUCAUCAAGCGAGCGAGGCUGGCCAAGGUCCAUGCCUACAUUAUCAGCCACCUGAAGAAGGAGAUGCCGAGCGUAUUCGGAAAGGAAAACAAGAAGAGAGAGCUUAUCAGCAGAUUGCCAGAAAUCUAUCUACAGCUGCAGCGAGAAUACCAGAUUUCUGCCGGGGACUUCCCAGAAGUCAAGGCAAUGCAGGAACAGCUGGAGAACUAUGACUUCACCAGGUUCCACUCGCUGAAGCCCAAGUUGAUCGAGGCAGUGGACAACAUGUUGAGCAGCAAGAUCUCGUCCCUGAUGAACCUCAUCAGCCAGGAGGAGAGCAGCAUGCCCACACAGCUUGUGCAAGGCGGGGCCUUCGACGGCACCACCGAGGGCCCCUUCAACCAGGGCUACGGGGAGGGCGCCAAGGAGGGCGCAGAUGAGGAGGAGUGGGUUGUGGCCAAAGACAAGCCCGUCUACGAUGAGCUCUUCUACACCCUGUCACCCGUCAAUGGCAAGAUAUCGGGAGUCAACGCCAAGAAGGAAAUGGUGACAUCCAAGCUGCCCAACAGUGUCCUGGGCAAGAUCUGGAAGCUGGCCGACUGUGACUGUGACGGCAUGCUGGAUGAAGAGGAGUUCGCUCUGGCCAAGCACCUCAUCAAGAUCAAGCUUGAUGGCUACGAGCUGCCCAACAGCCUGCCCCCCCACCUCGUGCCCCCCUCCCACAGGAAGUCCAUGCCGAAGGCCGACUGAGGGCCGGGCCACUCUCAGGGCAGGCCAUGGGCAGUAGGGAAUGAGGGCGGGAGGGCCUGGGCCCGAGGCCCGUGCUGCCACUGACUCACUGACCCUGGCCACAGCACCGCCCUCUCUGUGCCUCAGUUCCCCCACCUGUGGAAUGGGAAGGGCAGACACAGGACACUAGAUGAGGUUCUUUCACCUCGAAAAUUCCUGAGUUUCUAUUCAAAUGUUGGGAGGAGGGGGUGGAUAAGGAGAUGGAAGGGUUGAGAAAAAGGAGAGAUUGACCAAAGAGUCCUUGGAAGGCUGGAGAGAUGUAGACAGGAGGCAGGCUGGAUAAAAUCCCACAACCCCAGGGAGUGAGCUGAGGGCCUUUCCAGAGCCAGCAAGCCUGUGCUGGGCCACACAGCACAGCGCAUCUGCCUUGGCUCCUGUCUGUCCCUUAGAGCGUACUGGGAGGGAACAAAGUUGAUCUUAUUUAUUUCAUUUCCUGCUGUAUUGAGAGUGGAAAACAACAGCACAGAAGGUUUCUCUUCUCUCCAGGCCGUCUACCAAAGAGAAGACUGCUUCCCCCCGAGUCUGUGCCUGUGUUUGCCCCCAUCUACCCCUGCAGGCUCAAGCAGGACAGGCAGCCGGGCCAGCGGAGAGCAUCUCUGAUAACCAGCACCCUCCUGACUAAUCCAACCAGAGCUACCCCCACCCCAGACCCUGCCCCACAGAGUUACAUUUGGUUAGGAAUUUGGAACUCAGAAACUUUAUUAGCCCCUGGCAAGAUUUCUGGUAUUCAAGUCAUGUCAAAGUCUGAAGGUUGGCUUUUCUUACAGGUCUGUCCAAUAAUUUGUAGCAAAGUCUAUUGAUCAUAAUCAAACCACAGUAAAAGAAAGAGAUGGUUCUCUGCAGCCAUCAGUUAGUGUGGUGACACCUCCCCAAGGCUCCUUGGUCAAUGGAGGGAGUUAAACCCGCGUCUUGGUGCCUGCUGUGUGCUGGGCCUAGGGACAUAAGGGGAAUACAAGGCGAGCCCACCCCAGGCUGCCAGGUAGAAAAGGUCAUUCUCUAGCUUUAGACACUAUUUUUUAGUUAAAAAAAAGUUGGCAUUUUUAUUAUGUCCAGUUUUUCUUUCUUACAGGAAAAGCCUUUAUACAGAAACAGGACAGAAUCUUUCAUAUGAAAACUUUUCUUCAAAAGGCUGUGAGUUCAUAUGGUGCCUGCCCAUCACAAGGCAGGAUUUGGUUCCUGAGUGCUCUCUCUCUCAGUCUCGGUAUAAAGCUGUCUGGUCCACUCGCCCAGAUGCCUGUCAGAGGGAGGUAGAGACAGGUAACUCUCACUGCCACCACUCCCUCUGUGGGCUGCAGCUCCGGAAUCACUUCAUUAUUAUUCAUGCAGUACAAAAGAGAGGCACAAAACUGGGAUAGCCACAUGGCCCCAAAGGAAAGGAAAUCAUCACAGUCCCGCCCAAGCCUUCCAAAAACCACAUAUUUUUUUUCUUUUUCUGAUAUCCCCUGUAACAUUGGGGGCAGAAAUGCAGACUUAAAAUUUUUAUUUUGGGGAAGCUUUAAUCCAGAGGCCAGUCCCCACACUCCCUAGUUCACUUUCUAAAUAAUGUCACUUGAAGAGAAAUAAAUUCAUAAUGUGAUUUUUAAUCUUAAUGAGCACUUUUAAAUUAAAUUAAUUUUAAAUUAAUCAGAAACAUAACCAAGAAAGGUGUAUGUCAGCACUAUGAUGCAAGCAGAUGGUUUGGUGAAAGCAUGAGGACUGCCCAAGUGUGUGCCCACAAGGGAGUCCACCAAAGGGCAAAGCAGAGGGGAGAGAGAAUUCAUUGAUCCAAAGGUUUAGAGAUGCCAGGGUUCACUGAUUUUCCAUUGAGAAUUAUCCUGCUCCUUUAAUUCUUCUCAGUCAUCCUUCAUAAAGAUAUACGUAUGUAUACAUACACUGUGUGAGUAUGUUUUCUUGGUACUUGCCAUUGGGUAUAUAGGCAGAUGAGGCAAGUUUUGUCUAUGCAGAGACAUAUAGGAAAGCUUGCAGCAGACUGAGGUUUCUGCUUUCUUUGCGGAAGGAAACUUCUGGUGGCACUGUGAUUGCCACCCCCAUGCUGUCAGGUGACAUCUGGCAGUUGCCUCCUUUCCCUGCUGAGGAAGAAAAAAAAAAGGAAAUCCCUUGCCCAUUUUUCUUAACAUCUUCUCUUAAAACAUGAAGUCAUUCAUCAUGAAAAGUUAAUUAAGAACUUUGAAAAGAAAAGCCCUGGAAAACCUCAGGAAUGGCGGCCAAGGAUGGGGACCAUGUUCCCAGGACCUGCACCAAGUUCCUUGAGUCUGUGUCCAAAAUGCCCCUUAUCCUGCCUCCCCAUGCAGCAGGGCUGGGGGACAGCAGAGCCCUCUAGAAUUCUGUUCACACUGCCUGACCGCACUGCCCUCCCCACACCACCCCAAUUUUAAAAAGUAGCCUCUCCACAGAGUUUGCAAGCUGGGCAGGAGGGCGGAGGUAGGUAAACCCUAGCACUGUGAGACGCCGUGCUCUCCACAAUUCCACAGAAGAAGAUCGAAGAAUCUUGACUCUACAGCCCCGGGUCCCACGUAACAAACCUCUGCAGCCCCGAGUGUAAGAGGAAAGCAGUUUCAGCCUCCUCCUCCCAAAGUCAGCUUGCAAGCUGGAAGCCUGCUGAUGAGGCCCUCCUGAACCAAUGUGCAAAGAAACAGUGCACCAAUACCUCUCAAAACCCUCUGGUUUCAUGGCAACAUGCAGACAUCCAGCCUGCAACAGCCUCACGCUCCAGCCCAGCAUCCUAUGUGGAUUCCUUCCUCACCCGCACCCGGGGAUGGCCCGGGGGUCCCCCUGCGAUGGGGAGGGGCAUGCAUUCAGCUGGCUUCCGCCUUUCUGGGGCUGGACUAGGUUCUCCUCGGAGCACUCGUCAUGACGCAGCUAUAGUGUCUUCCCAUCUGGAGCUGUGGUUCCUCCUGCAAGAUGGUGGUGGGCCUUUGAGGAAUUAAAUUCUGGAUCACGGGACUGCAUGUCCAGGCGGGUCAAAGAGUAUGUGUGGAGAAGCCAAUGCCUCCUACCCUCUUCUUAACACCCCCCCCCAUUACCAGCCCACAGGGGAAACCUCCGCAGAGCCCUGACCCCCAGUCGUCUGACCACAGCCCUUUGCCAUGCUCCGUGGGGUCUCCUGAGGAGCCGCCCGCCCACCGGGCAUGUCUUACUGCAGCCCACUGCCCAGCCGGGGGGCUAAGAAACUAGUCAUGGCCCGACAGCCCCCACAGGGGCCUCCCCACUUUGCACCGUUACACUCCUUCAUGAUGCUCAGAGUAGUACCCCAGGCAAACUGCCUUGAAGAGAAGGAAAGUGGUUAACAGAGGUGCUCUUUAUUUCCUCUGAGGAAUGUAGCAGAGAAAUAACAUUCUUAGGACAGAUAACCACUGAGUUUAUUCAGGUAAACACGGGCCUAAUUUAAGAGUGUGUUAAGUUACAUGUCUAUUAGCCAAUGCAGUUAAUACACAAUGCUUCUAUUUUUUUGUAAUCGUGUUUAGAAAUGUCAAACCGAAAAAGAAGACACAAUCUGUUGAUCAAUAAACUGAAAAAUUUA